UGACGGUAGUGUAGUUGUACAGUUACAUGGUGCUCGCGGUCCGCGGAGGAACAUGGAUUUACUUGUCACUUCUCGAAAUGAUGUAAAAUAAACUAGAGUUUUGUGCAUCAGAUUACAUUUGGCUAUUUCUCAUUUCGCUCGUCGCUCGUAGCACAGAUAUACAUUACUAGUCGACAAGAUGAUGUCCGAUCGAAAAGCUGAGCUAGAGAGGAAGAAGGCGAAACUACAAGCCAUUAGGGAAGAAAAAGAGAGACGCAGGAGAGAAAAAGAACAGAAAGAUGUAGAGGAAGCUACCGUUCGUGCCGCUGGCACGGAGAAGGAUCAGCGUAAGGAGAUAGAUGCGAUGCUGUCUUCUUUGGGUGUAGCACCAGUGUCAGAUGUACUCUCUAGUUUGUCCAGUAUGAGUUCGUUGACGCCUGAGCAAAGUGCUAAUGCUACACCAGACGCCAGUCUACAGCCAUCUAGUAUAAAUUCUGCUCACAGCAGCGCAGGACGAAGGAAGAAUCGAGAACUCACAAUUGUCUCUGUGGCACACACAAACAUUCCACCGAAAGAGCCAGUCGUCUACAGCAAGCAAACACAAACCAUCCAGACUACGCAUACAUCCCACGACGGACUGUCCACAUCGUCUUCCGCAUACACCAUCUACUCCUCCUGUUCAACAACAACACCAACUCACUCUUGCUCCGCAGGCUACUUUGAGACUGACUGGUGGCGUCCCAGGAAAGGUGGGUCUGCACCAAACUACCUAUCUCAUGCAUUCGACUAUUACGACGAGUACAAUCUAAAUCCUGGUUUAGAAUGGGAGGACGAAUUUACAGUUUUGACAUUUGAUGAUGGCCAAGCCGAAGACGAAGAAAAUAGCUUGCCGCACAUGGACGGUUUCCAAAGUAAGCUCCCACCAGGAAUCCUACCUCAUGGGUUACCGCAAGUCAAAGAAGUCCAGCCUGCCGUUACACAGGUAGAGCAAGAGAAACAAAAAGAGAAGCCCAAGAAAGAAGUACGAGAACUUAGCGAAGAAGAGAAGCAAAUGAUUAUUCUAUCGGAAGACUUCCAACGAUUUCUUGAUCGUACCAGCAGAAUCGUAGAGAGAGCGUUGGGCGAAUCGGUCGAUAUCUACACUGAUUAUGCCGGCACUAUGGAUGGUGAAGACGGAAUGGACGAGAAGAGUCAUCAACGAUUGUGGUUAAAUCGCUCAUUCAUCUGCGAACGAUGGUCUCGCAAUCGUUGUGUGACUUCCAUGGACUGGUCGCCACAAUUUCCUGAGCUUUUAGCGGCUUCGUACAACAACAACGAUGAUACUCCGAAUGAUCCUGAUGGAGUAUGUCUAAUCUGGAACACGAAAUUUAAGAAAACAACCCCAGAAUUUAUCUUUCAUUGUCAGUCGCCCGUUAUGUCAACCACGUUUGCUAGAUUUCAUCCGAACUUAAUCCUGGGAGGCACCUAUUCUGGUCAAAUCGUGCUCUGGGACAAUCGAGUGCAAAAGAGGACUCCCAUACAACGCACUCCUUUGUCCGCUACUGCGCAUACCCAUCCGGUGUACUGUUUGAGCGUCGUUGGAACACAAAACGCACAUAAUCUGAUCAGCAUUUCGACAGAUGGCAAACUAUGCUCGUGGAGUCUAGACAUGCUGUCACAGCCGCAAGAGGCACUGGAAUUGCAUACGAAACAAUCGAAAGCGAUUGCUGCCACAUGCCUAGCUUUUCCGCAUGGUGAUGUUAACAAUUUCGUCAUGGGAAGUGAAGACGGGACUGUUUAUUCAGCCUGCCGACACGGCAGCCGCGCCGGGUUGACGGAAACGUACGAGGGUCACCAGGGACCGGUGACUGGCAUUAGCGCGCACGCGGUGCAAGGUGGAAUAGACUUCUCUCAUCUAUUUCUAACGUCCUCGCUCGACUGGACCAUCAAACUCUGGAGUUUGAAAGAAAACAAGCCACUCUACUCUUUCGAGCACAACGGCGACUAUGUCUACGAUGUCGCUUGGUCUCCGACGCAUCCAGCACUGUUCGCCGCCGUUGAUGAUUCCGGUAGGUUGGAUCUGUGGAAUCUAAAUCAAGAUACAGAGGUGCCUACCGCCAGCGUCGUCGUCGACGGAUGCCCUGCUCUGAAUAGAGUAUCAUGGACACCAAGCGGAUUGCAUGUCACUGUCGGUGACGAUACCGGUAAAAUAUGGGUUUAUGAUGUCGCCGAGCAUCUAGCUCAUCCAAGAAUUGACGAAUGGAACAAGUUUUUGUACACGCAACAGGACCUAAAGAACAACAAAGCAGAUGAAGAACUAGAUAAACUUAAUCUUAGUUCCGGGCCAUCUUCCUUAACAUCGAUGACAUCUAUUUCGUCGGUGCCUCUUAGAUAAAAAUUAAAAUAUAAUUUGCUCUAGAUUUGAUUAUCCUAAUUUAAUUGCCCUAAUAAUUUCCUCCUGAAAUGAAUUACACUUUCAAUCAAUAAAAAACAUCAAAAAUAAGAAUCUAGAGGAAAUGUCGACUCCAAUUUUACUGAAUGUAAUAUUAAAAGAUUAGUCAUCAAUUUUUUAUUCUUUACCAUUAAUAGAAGUUAGCAAUAUUAAAACUAUUAUGCUUUAAAAAUAUAGAUACAUAUUAACGUGUUAAAUAUUAAUAAUUGCUCUAAUACAAAUAUAUACGUUUAAUUAAAAUAAGAGAUAUUAGUUGAAUAAAUCUGUAUUAUUGGAAUUGUAAAUAAUACUUUGAUCAUAUUUUAAAGUUAUUUUAAAUAAUUCGUUGAGAUAAAACUCAAAUGUAUACGUUUCGCAAUACUGUUUAUCGAUAUAAUAAUAUUACGUAAUGCUAAAUUUAGAAACAUUGCUAGUAGAAAUUUACGAAGAUAAAUAUUCAUUGAAUUGUAAUGUAAAAGAACACAAAACACAUACUCAUUAAGUUACGUGAUGUAUGUAUAUAAAUACCUGUUCAAAUAAUUUGCUCAUGUAAUUCGUCUUAUUCGUUCAUUUUUCCUAAUAGUCAUCGCUAUCUUUUAAGGAACAUAUUUAUUAGGUGUUUUUGUAACAUCUUGUUUAAGUUAAUGCAAAUACAUGUGAUUUAUUGUGAAAUAAAAUCUUUUUAAACGUA
Monomorium pharaonis (pharaoh ant) is the source of this 3080-nucleotide messenger RNA. It is a transcript of the gene sw, whose product is annotated as cytoplasmic dynein 1 intermediate chain. NCBI's taxonomy places the organism in Eukaryota, Metazoa, Arthropoda, Insecta, Hymenoptera, Formicidae. The record is from RefSeq and is a predicted model, not a curated record. The coding region runs from base 179 to 2353 and encodes 724 amino acids. The transcript is spliced from 14 exons. Gene Ontology annotation, cellular component: cytoplasmic dynein complex. Gene Ontology annotation, molecular function: dynein light chain binding; dynein heavy chain binding. Gene Ontology annotation, biological process: transport along microtubule.